This is a messenger RNA of Pieris macdunnoughi, 7347 nucleotides long. The record is from the annotation of a GenBank genome assembly. NCBI's taxonomy places the organism in Eukaryota, Metazoa, Arthropoda, Insecta, Lepidoptera, Pieridae.
AUGGAGGGUCUAACUGCCCUCUUGAAUGGGAAUGUGAACAAUUGCAACGUUUUUCGGGACUGUGGUGGCGCUAAAUGUGUGCACGGAAUGGUCGUCUAUGAAACGUGUAGGACAAAAGCUUUAGGUGUGGUAAGAGAGUUGAUUGUGAGUGGAUCGGGAGAAGAAGACAUGUCGAUGUUGUUAAGCGGGAUGCACGCGGCGCCAAACGACGCAUAUAGACUCAAAUUGCACAUUCUGAAGGCAUUACUGGUUUGUCUGAGGGACUCUCAUCGGACGAGAACUAUUUUUAGAAAGGUGAGCGGUUUCGUUUACGUGACCAGCGUGUUAGUGUCGUUGGAGGGAAGAUUAAAAGGAGGCACUCUGCUGUCCCGAGAUAUGCUGCAUCUCAUACAUGUGGUGUUUUAUACUAUCACAACAGCUAUGCGCUUCGAACCUGCCAACGCCAAGUUCUUUCACCACGAGAUCUGCAUGACAACUCUAUAUGAAACGAUAAGACUGCUGGGAUGCUUCACCAGUGAUACUGAGCUUCUCAAUGACACUGAAGCGGGAGACCAAGAGCUGUAUGAAGUCUUUCAUGAGAUCUUUACCAGCAAUAUAUUGGAGACCACAUUUCCUGAGAAAGUCCCGGCGGAGUUUAUUCACGCCAGUAUAGUGUUGAGGUUACUUUACGACGUUGCCCUGGAUUGCUUCGACAAACCAUCGUUUUUUGGAUUACUCAAUGUUAAAUCGCCAAGUUUGACUCGACAGAGCUCUGCUAUUAAUGAGGCCAAACCUGCGGGUAGAUCGGCACCUUUGAACCUGUCGAUAGGUGCACCCUCAAACGAGGCGUGGGUGAUACACCCGGGCGUGGUCAUCGUGUUGGCCAAGCUGUUGCCCGCGCUGCCACGCCCAUCGCAACACGAGGACUAUGCGAGGGCGCUUAGAGAUUACUUGGCGCACGUUUUGAAGAGUCUUGUGAGAAGUGAACGCAACCAGCAAGUGAUGUGCGUGGGAGGCCUGGCCGGCGUCGUGCUUCGGGAGUGCGGCUGGGCCUUGCGCAACGAGAGACAUCCCUUGCACGCGCCCGCCUUGUACGUGCUGGAACGAUUGGCUGCCCACGCUCUGAAGCCUUCGGAUCUCAGGGAUUUCCUACGGAUGGGCAGUCCGUUGAACUGUUUGGCGCCGGAGUCCGGACAAGUCAGUAAGCCCGGGGGACCAGUGCCAUUGACGAGGAUUAAAACUUUGGUUUCCAUGACAACGCCUCGAGAUUAUAGGGCACAAAAUUCGUGCACGUUACCACCGUUCGUGGAGUUCGACAUGUCUGCGGAGGGCUUCGGCUGCCUCUACCUCCCCAGCAUCGCUCCUCAGGCGGCUAACUUGAACGCCCUCGGCUCGCAAGACUCCUCUACGCUCGGGGGAAUUGGAUCGGGCGACCGAGUUUUCCCUCCUCAAACGGGGCUCACUUAUUCCACGUGGAUCUGCGUGGAAAAGUAUUCCGAGGCCCGUACGGACCCACACUGUGUCCGUUUGCUGACCCUCGUACGGAAUAUUAACAACUCAAGGGACGACCACCUCGUGUGUUUGGCUCUGGUGUUGUCAGCUCGGGAUAAAGCUAUCAUUGUAUCGACGCAGGAGACUUUAGUUCCCCACAAUGUUGGUGAAUGGGAGCCCGAGGGUGUAGGCGAAUGUGGCGCCCGUGUGUGGUGUCCCGACUUGCAGCACGAGGGUCAGUGGCGCCAUCUAGCCCUUGUCCUCAAUCGGGCCGUACUCAAGAACUCUUCCUUCUCGCUCUAUCUUGACGGGCAACAUAUGCACUCGGGAAAGUUACACUACGUAAGCGCUAACCCGGGCGGUGGAGCCGCCACCUUAUCGGGAGCCUCUAGCGUUUACUGCGUCGUGGGGACUCCGCCCCAUUGGAGGCGCUAUUCCAGGCUUCUUUGGAGACAGGGACCUGCACUACUGCUGGAGGAUGUAUUGCCCGCACAAACAAUAUCGGUGAUAUACCAGUUGGGGCCGCACUACAUGGGAACAUUGCAAGCGCCAGUUCUUCCUGGCCCGAAUCAGGAACCAUUAGGACCUUUGGUGGCCGAAGAGAAAGUUAUAUUCGGGAUAAACGCUCGGGCGCUUUCCCAACUGACACUCGCGAAGAUUCGCAAAGUGUAUAGCAAGAAUGAUAAUAAGGCGAUUGCCAAGCAAUUGGGAAUGUCGUCCCAUGAAAAUGCUACCCCAAUAAGGGUGUUACAUAACUCCGCGGGACACUUGGUGGGACCCGCCAGGUGCCUGGGAGGGGUCGUUGUGGGGUAUUUGGGUGUGAGAGUGUUUUGUCCUAAACCAGCGGCCAUAAUGAUCGACACAGUGGGCGGAUGUUCAGUGUUACUAGGUCUCAUAGCAAUGGCUCAGGACGUGGAAUGCUUGUACGCCGGUGUCAAAGCUUUGGUCUGUGUCGUUCGCUCGAACAAGGCCGCCCAAGCAGAAAUGGACAGGCGGAAAGGAUACCAGACAUUGGCAAUGUUAUUGAAGAAGAAGAAGCAGCUUCUCAAUUCACAUAUUCUGCAUCUUAUUUUUGGCUUGGUCGGCACUGUAGACAGCCAGAAGGAAACGUCAUCGAUACCCAACUUGACAGCUUUUCAGGACUUGAUAUGCGAUCUAGACGUAUGGCUGGGCGCGCCCAGUGGCCUGAUAAAGUCCCUCUUGGAGCAUUUACUAGAGUUAGCGACGGAAACAGCUCACAGAACGCACAACUUACGCACAAUGAGAGAGUUGCAACUCGUACCGAAAUUAUUGUAUAUCGUCAACGAUGUCAAAGUGGGAAGCACAAAAAAUGUUCUGAUCAAUUUGCUAGCGGCUUUGCUGGGAGGUCAACCGCGGCCCAGCGAUCUCUUGUGUCUUGGUCAAUAUAUGGCCUAUACCCUGCCGUUACCUACGCAAACGGAACAGAAUAUACCCAUAACGGACGAUUUUGAGAAGGAUUCUGAGGGCGAAGUUAUAAUAUUGAGGAAUAAAUGUUUGUGCGUGCUCCAUACUUUGUUGUUCACGAACCGGAAUUUAGUGAACACGAUCGUCUGCGAGGAGAUCUCUAGAGUUCUGGGCAUGGAUUGGCUUUUAAGCUUUAUGCAAGAGAAUGUUCAUCCGGCAACUGUGCUGUGGGCGUUGAGGAUUUUGGUCAUUUUGUGCUCUGGACAGGGACAGCAAAGUGCCAUAAUGCAAAGGUUCCGCGAGGGCUUAAGCACGGGCGGAUGGGUGCGUCACGCGGAAGUGUGCGGGACAGGGCAGGCGGGCGUAGUUUUGCCCGCUGCUGCGCUCGCGCAUCCCAGGUUGCACGCGCCCCUGCUUUAUACAUCUGGAUUCACGCUGCUUGCCUGGCUCUCUCUCUUCCACCUUCAAAUACCAGAGCUAUAUUACCUUCUAUUCGGUCUCACCCUCGGACAACCGAUGCGUCAAACGGGCCCAGACAAGACCGUAUCAGUUGAGCGCGUAUGGGCCGCAGCUUGGGGGGCUGCAGCCCCACAAAGACAGUCUUCAGCUGCUUUGGCGGCGAGAAUCACCCUGUGCCCGGAGGCUGUUGUCAUACUCUUGGCAACUGUUAGGUCCCUGGUACAUGGCGAGUCCCUGCCCGAGUGGUUGAAUGACCAUCCUGUUGGUAUUAUACAGGUACUAUUUUCCCUGUACAACACGUUACCAGACUUCGUCACCUUGAUGAUGACAGCCGAGGUGCUCAGCGCUCUCGCCUCUAUUCUCUUUCCACCAAACGCCUCUGACGAGAUCCAUAUGCCCGUGUGUGAGAGCGGAGAUAGCUCUGGUGCGUCGACUCCAGGCUCCGAGAAGGACGUGGUGUUGGUCAGCAGCUCAGCGACCCUCACCCAGCAUCCGGCUCGACAGGCUGUCAUGGACUUCAUCAAAGUCAUCGUACUGGACUCGCUGCCUCUUAAUGUGACCGCUAAAGCCUCCCCGAGUCUGAUCGCGAACGACUCGGUGCCUCCGUCAAUGUUUUGUACGCCCUGCUCCACACAGAGAUCGUACUUUUAUUGCGUGAUUGAUUUAGUGCUAGACGCAUCACCUGCUAACUCGACAAGUGAGCAACAGAUUGAAUACCAAACAGAAGUACUGACGACCGUCAUGGAGAAUCUUCUCAAUACAGAACUGUUUGGCUCCGAGUCGAAUAUAUCUAAUGUGUGCUACUUGGCGGCGAGACUCGUUGAUAAACUGUGGCAAGGGCAACUGUCUAGAGAUCCUCACGAGGUUUUCGAUUUCCUUGUAAAGUUGGUCACACAAGCCAAGAAAAAGUCUCUAAUGGUGUCGUUGGAGGGACUUCACCACUGCCUCAACAGGACCAUACUAUUCCUAUUGUCUCGCCCAACGGACUCUAUCGCCGAUCAGAUGUCCGUACUGGAAGCAUUACACAAAUUAACUACCAAUAGGCUGGUGAUAUUCGGGGCAGGCAACCAUUCUCUGGAGUUCAUGGGGUGUCUGACAUACUGCCUACUGCAGCUUAGUGCAAGUAUGCGUGUGGCACUAGACGUACAACAUAGGACCACCUGGCAUGUCAAUCCAAGUGGAGACUUAGAGGCUCAUGAUGACCGUCUUACUGCUCAUCAGGGUCGCAACUUAAUGGCGGGUGCGGCUCGUCGCGUGUGGGAGGAGCUAUACGCGUGUAAGAAGCCAGCAAUCGAAGAAGUCUUCAAGGUGUCUCUGAGUGCUCCACCACCUGGAGCUAAAGCCCCUGACCUUGGGGUCGUGAGGGAGACCCUUCACGAUGCUGCCCAUCGCCUUUGGACGCAUUAUGUGGAUGCAGAAAGGAAGGCCGUGUACCGCGUGCCGUGGGAGCUGCACAAUCAGAUUCAAUCGAAGAUACAAAAGGUGACAGGUGGACUGACACGACUGGCGUCUCGGACGAAGGUCAAACGGGAAGACACGGGGAAGCUGCGACCGAGGUUAUCGAAGCAUCACGCUCUGGCGUAUAUGCAAGAUCAUGUCCAAUUAGUCAGACAAUCGUGGUUAUCGAGCGCCCAGUGUGCGGCAAAUACGAGCGCGCACACGACUCGGUACGUGCAAGCGGAAUGGUCGGGAGUAUGGAGGGAACUCACGCGUGAGAGAGCCCUCUGGGGCCCCCCUAGACCUUCGCCCCUUGACAAGUGGGCGCUGCAUUGUACUGAGGGACCCUGCCGUAUGAGGAAGCAGCUUCGACGGAACUAUUCCUUCUACGCUCAUUAUCCCUUUAGACCGCUCCUGGAGAAGGCUGAAAAUCGUCAGCUUAAAUACAAAGUAGCUCAGAGCCGUGACAGCAAGGAGUACUACCGCGUGUACCAGCAGUGGCGCUCCCAUGCCGCGUUGGGAGAAGCCGACAGCGUCGAAGUUGACGGACAGGCUAUGGAGGAUGAUCUCACCAGUACCAGAGAUACGUCAGUGGAAGUAAAUAACGAAGAAGGCAGUCCAUCUGAUCUCGUGAGCAGCGGAGUCGUUAGUCGAGGGAAUAAUAAUUCCACUGAAGCAAGUGAAGAUGGACCCGAUAAUGAAGACGAAGAUGAACAAGCUCCUCCACCAGAUAAUCAGACGCUGUUACGGCUGCUAGAACAUCAUGAGAAGAUUACACACAUGUUCCGAUGCGCCCGUAUCCAAGGCUUGGAUACGACUGAAGGUCUCCUCCUCUUUGGACGAGAGCACUGCUACGUCAUCGAUGGCUUCACCCUACUCAAGAAUAGAGAGAUUCGAGACCUGGACAGCUGUCCUGAUGACUAUGACCCCAUACUGCCGAGCCAAGCUAUACAGAGGAGCAAUCAGCGGCAAUGCUCCAAGUUCCUAUAUGAAGAUAUACGAGAGGUGCACAAACGAAGAUAUCUCCUGCAGCCCAUUGCUUUAGAAGUAUUUUCGAGUGAUGGUCGCAAUUAUCUGUUGGCCUUUCCCCGAAAAGUAAGGAAUAAGGUGUACAGCCGCUUUACAGCUGUAGCCACAGGUAUGGCGGAUAGCGCAGCAGGUUCCGUGGCAGGUCAAAAGAGGGGCGUGGCGGUAGAGCAACCAGGUGGUCUUCUAGCUUCUCUCAUUGGAGACACCUCUGUUACGCAGCGAUGGCUGCGCGGCGAAAUAACUAACUUCCAGUACUUGAUGCAUUUAAAUACUUUGGCUGGACGGUCAUACAAUGACCUAAUGCAGUACCCCGUGUUUCCCUGGAUUCUGGCGGAUUAUGACUCCUUGGAACUGGACCUAAAUGACCCGGCCACCUUCAGGGAUUUGAGCAAACCAAUGGGCGCACAGAGCUCUGACAGAUUGGAUCAAUUCAGGAAACGAUAUAAGGAAUGGGACGACCCUCACGGAGAGACCCCGCCCUACCACUACGGCACUCACUACUCGUCCGCCAUGAUCGUGUGUUCGUACCUUGUACGGAUGGAGCCCUUCACGCAGCAUUUCCUGAGACUGCAAGGGGGGCAUUUUGACCUGGCAGACAGAAUGUUUCAUUCUAUAAAAGAAGCAUGGAAUUCCGCAUCGAGACACAAUAUGGCCGACGUGAAGGAAUUGAUUCCGGAGUUUUUCUAUUUACCUGAAUUCUUGGACAACUCAAAUAAUUUUGACUUAGGCUUCAAGCAGUCGGGCGUAGCUCUAGGCGACGUAGUACUUCCCCCAUGGGCAAAGGGCGACCCGCGAGAAUUCAUCAGAGUCCACCGAGCGGCACUAGAGUCUGACUUUGUGUCCCACCGCCUGCAUCAUUGGAUCGACCUGGUUUUCGGCUACAAGCAGCAGGGCCAGCCGGCUGUGGAUGCCUGCAACGUGUUCCAUCAUUUGUUCUACGAGGGCAACGUCGAUAUUUACAAUAUCGAUGAUCCGCUCAAGAAAACGGCAACGAUAGGCUUCAUCAACAACUUUGGGCAAAUACCAAAGCAGCUAUUCAAGAAGGCCCACCCCAGUAAGAAGAUGUCCCAGCGGACCUCUACUAUAUUGGACCCUAACAACAUCAUUCCCUCACAAGGAGUCAUCACUCCUCCUGACAAAUUGUUUUUCCACAAUUUGGAGAAUUUGAGGCCUUCAUUGCAGCCGGUUAAAGAGGUAAAAGGCCCAGUAGGUCAGAUCCUGUACACGGAAAAGGCCAUCUUGGCCGUUGAGCAGAACAAAGUACUGAUGCCUCCAACAUACAACAAGUACGUGGCCUGGGGCUUUGCGGAUCAUUCGCUUCGAGUGGGCCACUACGACAGUGAUAGGGCCGUGUUCGUCUGUGAAAGCGUGGCGCAGGCUGCAGGAGAGAUCGUCACGUGUGUGUGUCUGUCCGAUAAGACCCUCGUGACCGCUGGAACGAGCACGGGUUGUAACGGAGGCCUACUUAGCGGAGGCGGAGGCGGAUGCGGAGGUGAAGAGGUUCGCCUCCGCGGAUGCGAAGGUUAA